Ceratosolen solmsi marchali is the source of this 2687-nucleotide messenger RNA. RefSeq names its product eukaryotic translation initiation factor 3 subunit C (gene eIF3c). Gene Ontology annotation, cellular component: eukaryotic translation initiation factor 3 complex. Gene Ontology annotation, molecular function: translation initiation factor binding; translation initiation factor activity; RNA binding. The transcript is spliced from 13 exons. The record is from RefSeq and is a predicted model, not a curated record. Gene Ontology annotation, biological process: translational initiation. Bases 11 to 2671 code for a protein of 886 amino acids. Lineage: Eukaryota; Metazoa; Arthropoda; Insecta; Hymenoptera; Agaonidae.
UUCCGUAACAAUGAGUCGUUUCUUUGCAACUGGAUCAGACUCCGAGUCCGAUACCUCAAUCGAAGAGGAGCAGGUUCAACGAGCACCAGCGGCAGCAUUUACAUUCAGCGACGAUGAAGAAGAAACAAAACGAGUUGUCAGAUCAACCAAGGAAAAAAGAUACGAAGAAAUUACAAACUUGAUAAAAUUAAUAAGAAAUUAUAAAAAAAUUAAAGAUAUGAGUUUCAUGCUUAGCACUUUUGAGGAUUUAAUGAAAGCAUAUCAGAAAGCUUUACCCGUUAUAUCUAAAGAAGAAAGCGGCCAAACUCCACGAUUCUACGUACGUUGUUUAGUUGAAAUGGAAGAUUUUAUUAAUGAAGUUUGGGAAGAUAGACAAGGUCGUAAGAAUAUGUCAAAAAAUAAUUCUAAAUCGUUAACUUCUUUGCGUCAAAAAUUAAGAAAGUAUAAUAAGGACUUCGAAGAAGACAUAACAAGAUUCAGAGAGAAUCCAGACGAAGAGGAUGACGAAGAAGAAGAUAAAGCCGACGAAGCAGAUUCAGAAGACGAUGACAAUCGCAUCGCUGAUUUUAGAAAGCAAGAGCCUAGUGCUCCGGAUGAUUCAAAAUUCAAAAAGGGAAUCGAUGAUGAUGCCAGUGACAGUGAUUUGGAUUGGGGUAGCGAUUCCGAUAACGAUAGCUCAAGUAGUUCAGACGAUGACAAACCCCAACACGUCGGUGCCGAUUAUUUUAGGAAAACACAAAAGGAUGGCGGUGACGAUGAGCAAAAACAAAUAAGAAAAGAACAUCGUAAAGAUCGUAAGGACAAGGAUAGGAAGAAGAAGCGGGAAGAGGAUGAUGGCGAGGGAGAAUGGGAAACUGUUAAAGGAGGAGUAGCAAUUCCCUCUGAAAAACCUAAAAUGUUUGCUAAAGAUGCCGAGAUCAAUACAGUUGCCGUGUUGAAAAAGUUAGGAGAAAUUGUAGCUGCGCGUGGUAAAAAGAGAACGGACAGAAAAGAACAAAUUGAACUAUUACACGAACUACAAUGCAUUGCUGAAACUCAUAAUCUUGGCGCACCUGUGUCAAUAAAAAUAAAGUUUUCCAUAGUUUCGUCGAUCUUUGACUACAGCCCAAACGUCUCUGACCCCAUGAAACCUGAAUACUGGACAAAGCUUUUGGAACGUAUUACCGAAAUGUUGGAUAUGCUUUUGAAUGCCACGGAUCUAAUUAUCGCCGACUCAAUACCCGAAGACGAAGAAGAGUAUGAAAAACCUGAAUAUAAGUUGCAUGGUUGCGUACUCACGCUAGUGGAAAGAUUAGAUGAAGAAUUUACAAAGAUUUUAAAGGAGUGUGAUCCUCACAGUAACAAAUACGUCGAAAGGCUGAAAGACGAAAAACUCGUAUCGUCAAUAAUUGAUAAAGUUCAGGAAUAUCUAGAAAGGAAAGGUACGGUGUCUGAAUUGUGUCGUAUUUAUCUUCGUAAAAUUGAGCAUCUGUAUUAUAAGUUUGAUCCGUCGGUUUUGAAACAGAAAGAAGGACAAGUUGCAUCGGAUGUUAUUACAUCGGUACAAGUGAUGGAGAAACUUUGUAAAUAUGUUUAUGCUUAUGACGAGACCGAUCGUCUUAGAACGAGAGCAAUCCUCUCGCAUAUUUAUCAUCAUGCACUCCAUGAUAAUUGGUUUCAAGCUCGUGAUUUAAUGCUUAUGUCACAUUUACAAGAGACUAUACAACAUUCAGAUCCCGCGACACAAAUUUUAUACAAUCGUACAAUUGCCCAUCUCGGGCUUUGCGCAUUCCGUCAUGCAAACAUUAAAGACGCACACGGCUGUCUGCUGGAUUUAAUGAUGACUGGAAAAGUGAAGGAACUUUUGGCGCAAGGUUUAUUGCCACAAAGGCAACACGAGCGUAGUUUGGAGCAAGAGAAAAUCGAAAAGCAGCGCCAAAUGCCUUUCCAUAUGCACAUCAACCUCGAAUUACUGGAGUGUGUAUAUCUUGUUUCGGCAAUGUUGAUCGAAAUACCCUACAUGGCUGCUCAUGAGUUUGAUGCGAGGAGAAGAAUGAUUUCUAAGACCUUUUAUCAGCAGCUCAGGUCAAGCGAACGUCAGUCGUUGGUUGGUCCACCCGAAUCAAUGAGAGAACACGUUGUUGCUGCAUCAAAAGCCAUGCGUAAUGGCAAUUGGACUGCUUGUAAUAACUUUAUUAUCAAUGAAAAAAUGAACGCUAAGGUUUGGGAUUUGUUUUAUCAAGCUAAUAAAGUACGCGAAAUGCUUACUAAAUUAAUCAAGGAAGAAUCAUUAAGAACGUAUCUAUUUACUUACUCUCACGUUUAUGAUUCAAUCUCUAUGCCGACUUUGGCCGACAUGUUCCAGCUGAAGAAACUGAUCGUAUACUCCACUAUCAGUAAAAUGAUCAUUAACGAAGAGCUUAUGGCUUCGUUGGAUGAUCCGACUGAAACUGUAGUAAUGCAUCGCAGUGAACCUAGUCGCUUACAAUCAUUAGCAUUGCAAUUAACAGACAAAGUUAAUAACUUUGUAGAUUCAAAUGAACGUAUUUUUGAAAUGAAACAAGGAAACUUCUUCUCCAGAGGAAAUCAAGGUAAUUUCCGCGAUCGUCAAAAUUACAAUAGACAAGGACAAGAUUGGGGACGUCAGAGGCGUGAUCGCGAACGUAAUCGUGAAGAUAAUAGAAAUUACUAAAUUUUAUUUGAUAAUU